Messenger RNA from Scylla paramamosain (green mud crab), 3266 nucleotides. RefSeq lists its product as uncharacterized. The record is from RefSeq and is a predicted model, not a curated record. Bases 1 to 2271 code for a protein of 756 amino acids. The transcript has 5 exons. Gene Ontology annotation, molecular function: GTP binding. NCBI's taxonomy places the organism in Eukaryota, Metazoa, Arthropoda, Malacostraca, Decapoda, Portunidae.
AUGGCAGUGGCUUCUCUGGAAACAAGUGGUGUGUCUCCAGAACAGAGGUGUGCUCAUAGAGGCAGUGGUGACCAGCGGUAUUCAGCUGCCAUCAGUAGAGGUGUAGCUGCUCUUAGAUACAGCACUCCACACGCCUCAGCAGACAGUAAACGCUGCAAAAGCCAAAUCUCAGCCCCCGAGAGGCUCUUUUCUGUGGCCGGGGGUGAGCAAGGCAGUCCGUCCUUCCACCACCACAGCCUGAGCGCCAGCUUUGGACUCAGUGCCACGCCGGGACUGGACGGCUACCGCAGCUUUGCUCCUGUGACUGGCCGGGAAACACAAACCUCCUUUACCGGCUGCCACAAGUCGCCUGCCAGUUCAGCAUUCCUGUCUUCCCAUACUCCGGCAAAGAACAUUUCAUAUAUUUGGGCCUCCGCUCAACAUGGGGCCCGUCCGCAGGCCGCUGGUCAGGAUGAGUUCUAUCCGUAUGCCCCUGACACCUCGGGGCCCGUCCCUGCCUCCGUGGUUAGUAAGCGGCUCACCUACAGACCGUUGGUCCAUAACCGACAUGUCUGCAGGCCCCUGCUCAUCACGGCAUCCGCCCGUAGGAAGUUGGGCAUCAAGUUGCUCGUCCGCAGAUCUACCUGGUCUACGCAGCAGCUAGUCUUGUCAGUGAGGUCAGCUGCUCCAGCAGAGGUGGUGAAGAUGGCGGAAGGUGGCAAGAUGCCCGUCAAGCUGUCCAUUCUUCGUCACUCCAGUAUUGUUAAGGACGGAGAUCCAUGUGUGUAUGGCAUUCCCAUGCAUCAAACUCUGCGAGAUGAAGACGCAGGCUUUGAAAAACUAGAGUUUGGAUGUAAUCACGGGUAUGCUGAAAGCAAAGUUAUCAUGAUGGUGGGGGAAACAGGCUCUGGAAAGACAACACUCAUCAAUGGCCUGGUUAACUAUGUCUUUGGUGUUGACUGGAAUGAUUCCUUCCGCUUCAAGAUGAUUGUCGAGGACAGUCGCGCUAACCAAGCUCAUAGUCAGACAAAAGAUGUCACUUCCUACACUCUGCAUCACCAGGACGGUUUCAGAAUGCCCUAUUCCCUCACCAUCAUCGAUACUCCAGGCUUUGGUGACACUAAAGGUAUUAAGAGGGACAGGGAAAUAGUUGAGCAGCUUCGCAAGUUUUUCACAAGCCCAGGAGAUCUCGGCAUCAGCCACAUCGAUGCCAUUGGCUUUGUGGUUCAGGCUUCCCAGGCCAGACUCUCUGUAGGGCAAAAAUAUGUCUUUGACAGUAUCCUUGCACUGUUUGGCAAAGAUAUAAGCGAUAACAUAUUCCUUCUCGUUACUUUUGCUGACGGCCAGGAGCCUGAGGUUCUUAAUGCAGUGAGGGAAGCUGAAAUACCACACAAACAUUACUUCCAGUUUAAUAAUUCUGCUCUCUACUCCCAAACUAAUAAAAACAGAAAGUUCGGCUCUCUUUUCUGGGAAAUGGGAUGUGAAAGCUUCCAGACCUUCCUGGAUAAAGUCCUCGAAGUUGAAAGUAAGAGUCUUCUUCUUACUAAGGAUGUUCUUACAGAGCGCAAAAGAAUUGAAGUGUAUAUUAAGGGCAUAGAAAAAGAAAUCAAAGUAGGACUAAGUAAAUUGAAUACCCUGGAAAAGGAAAAGGAAAUGUUAAGAAAACAUGAACAUGAUGUAGACCAAAACAAAAACUUCUCUUUUGAGGUGGAAGAAGAUGUCUUUGAAAAGAAGGAACAUGAUAAAUAUGGGUUUGGGUAUGGAGGAAUGCGUAACUGUAAGACAUGUCAGCGCACUUGUUGCCACAGGUGCUUGGCCUACUAUCUUGGUGGUAGAGAAAGGUGGUGCUAUGCUAUGGAUAAAGAAAUGAUGUGUACAGUCUGCCCUUUGCACUGUUCUCUUGAAGAACACGAAAUAUGUGACUACAUAUACUACGUCACUAGGAAGAAAAUCCAAAAAACAGUGGAAGAAGUUCGUCUUCGCUACGAAGAAGCACACGGGAGAAAACUGUCUGCCCAGAAUAUAAUUGACAAGAUUCAAGGAGAAUAUGAUUUAGGGCAGAAGAAGAUACUGGAAAUGGCUGACUCUGUAAGGAAGUCCCUUGAGAGACUAAGGGAAAUAGCUUUAAAACCAGACCCGCUAAGCGCUGUCGAAUACAUCGACAUGAUGAUAAAGAAUGAGCAGAGAACAGCAAAGCCGGGGUGGCAAGAAAGAGUUGAGCAGCUUAACCAACUAAGGCGAAUGGCGGAACAAGUAAAGAAAAUAGAAACAGGAAACUUUGGCUUAAACUAGUGAUAUGAGCCCAUAUAUGUGGAACAGUAAUGGGUGAAAUCUUCAAACCAUCACUGAAAAUUUAUAAGAAUAUUAAUUUUUUUUUCCAAUCAUCUUUUAUUUUGGAUAUUAUUUUGCAAUAUUUGUAAGAAAAGAGUUAAAUAUGUGCAUUGCAGUUGUGGCAGUUGCAUGUUGGGCGGAAAUCUUUAAUGAAUGGAAGCCGGAAAAGUGAGGAGAGAAAGUGAACAGGGAUCUGUGUGAUGAAUUAACUGAUAAACAAAGGAGGCGAUUACUGGGAGUGUGAGGCACUGGGUGACAUGGAUGCUGAAUUAAUUAUAAAAUUAAUUUUGUAAGAUUAAGAGAGUGUUUUUUUUUUUUUUUAAUGUUUUCUUAGAGGAGUUCAAGUUGUAAUGUUAGAAUUUUUUUUUUUUUUUUUCAGUUCUGACAGAUGUUCAAUCAUACAUGAUAUAAAGGGAGAGGUUGACAGAACAAUACCUUGUGGAACACCUCUGUUAUCUUGUUUAGGGAAAGAACAACGAUCACUGAAUACAAUGGCAGUAAUCUGUAUACCUAAAAAAACCUGAGAUAAAGCUGCAGAGAGAUGGAUUAUACUGGAAUUUUCUUGUAACAUCAAGUUUAUUGAAGUCCCUAAUGGUAAUGUUUACAUCCUUCAAUGAAGUCUUUGAUCAGAGUUUACUUGCUAGCGGUAGUGUGGAGGACACAUCGCCAUUGUAUCAUGUGAGUCUUGUGCUUAGAUAAUGCAGACUUGACUCUUGGUGUUAUGAUGAUUCCUGUGUUGUGGGAUAUCUGAUAUUAGGUUUCACUAGUAUAAGAGUACAUGUUGAAAAUUAUCUUUAGCUUCUUGUAGUGAUAGUUUGUAGUACUGUAUCUGAAAUGCAUCCGUCUGAUGCGACGUUGAUUAAUCGUCUUUGCGAUGUGGAUUCAUGUAUCUGGUGCACAGCAUUGAUCACGAUGUACUAAUAAGAUUAUAAAUAAAGCUUAGACACUUGAAAGAA